AUGUCUUCUACCAACGACCAAACCAAGACCCAAGACGUUACCAUGACCGAGGCCCAACAACCUCAAGGACAACAACAACAAGACAAGAGCAAGCAAGAGCUCGUAAAGAUCAUCAAGCACUACAAGGAUAAACACGACAAGCCGUUUAGUCGAUUGAAGUCAUGGAGACCUGACCUGAAGCAAUUCGAACGCCGUCAGCCAAACCAUUGCCAAGACCCAAAGGCUCUCGAUAGCUUCCGCGCCUUUAUACCUAUGACGAAUGGUGAAAAAUGA
This is a messenger RNA of Lichtheimia ornata, 273 nucleotides long. RefSeq lists its product as uncharacterized. The transcript has a single exon. Bases 1 to 273 code for a protein of 90 amino acids. The record is from RefSeq and is a predicted model, not a curated record. Lineage: Eukaryota; Fungi; Mucoromycota; Mucoromycetes; Mucorales; Lichtheimiaceae.